Ctenopharyngodon idella (grass carp) is the source of this 3765-nucleotide messenger RNA. RefSeq lists its product as uncharacterized. NCBI's taxonomy places the organism in Eukaryota, Metazoa, Chordata, Actinopteri, Cypriniformes, Xenocyprididae. The record is from RefSeq and is a predicted model, not a curated record. The transcript has 3 exons. The coding region runs from base 2613 to 3530 and encodes 305 amino acids.
UCUUACAUUUUCCCAUUAUUUUUUUUCUACAUCUGACAUUAAGAUCAUAAGUGUACUUUAGAUUAGUAAAAUGUUCUUCACAUUAAAAAAAAGGGGUUCUUUUAAGAGCAGUUCACUGAAAGGUUCUUUGAGGAACCAAAAAUGGUUCUUUAUGGCAUCGCUACGAAAACACCCUUUUGGAACCUUCAUUUUUAAGAGUAAAGAGCUUACAAAACCCUCCAUGCAGUUGUUUUCUGUAGGAAGCAUCAGAUUUUGUGUGUAUGUGAGUCACCUGAGCGCAAUGGGGCAUCAGGAGCUCCAAAUACACUCCUCUGAACUAACGCUUUAUGAACAGGCUCUCACUCUUUCAAUUACAGGUCGAGUCCAGAUGGCAGCCUGCCUUUCUCACGACCCAUCUGUCCAUCUACCCGCAGGACCUCACGCAGAUGUGUCCAGGCGUGGCAUUUUGAAAAGGUGAAGACGUCCUGAAGUUGGCUUUGUGUUGUGGUGCUCGUACGGAAGAUGCAAGUUGAUUCAGGCCUGCAUUUUGUCCCAUCACAUGUGAUGAAGUGCUACAGAUGGAUGUUGGUGGACGGAUCUGAUAUCAGACUAUACAGUACAAUCAGGUGAUAAAUAACCACACACAUGCUCUGCAUUACAAACUAAAGAAAUGAAGGAAUGUUUAUAAGGAUUAAAUUUUCAUUUAGAAGUUUUUUUUUUUUUUAAUAUAAUGUGUAAUUUUUCUUUCUUUCUUUCCAGCUCAGAUGUGUCUUUCUUUCCUUUUCAUUUGCACAGAAUUUUUUUUAUUGCUCACGUUGCCGUUUAGCAGAAUUUCUCAAUUGUGUUUGAACAUUAAAUAGCAACACAACUGAAAAAUGACACUUUGUACACGUGUGCUUUUUUGCCUCCAUUCCUUUUUAUUUUUUUAAACCACAAAUGAAAACUAAAUAUAUUUACUAAAGACGCUAAAAAUAAAGAUGCUUGCUUCAAUGAAAAACCUUUUAUAGACUGAUAUGAACAUAUCCUCAUAUUAACUUCUUGAAUUGUUUCCUUUUAAAACAUUUUAUUAUUCUCUGGUGUUUGGUGUCUCUUCACGUCAGAUUCAAGCCAAAAUGUGCUCACGAUUGCAGCGACUGUAUGAAAGUGUCCAUGAAAGUGUUCACAUUCACCAACACACUGACGGAUCUCCUCUUCUCUGCUGUACUCAAUUCCAACAGCUGAACUCCUCUGACAGACGAGUUUUGCAUGAAAUCAUUUGGAAAGUAAAUAGGAGAGAUGUGGCGGGCUCAUUCUCAUAGACGUGUGGGAUAAUUUGAUCUAGUGAAGUGUCCCGAUCAAUCAGAGAGUCGUCCGUCUCAAGAAGAGUGUCAACAGGGAAUAUUGACCUGAAGUGUGAGCUGGCUUUUACACAAAGUUGUUUUGGGUGGACCAGGAACUGUAAGAACACAUUUAAUCUCAGCAGAGGAUGUUUAAACAACUCCAAAAACAGCAUUACAACAUCUUCACUUUCUACAAACCAGACUUUAUUUAUUUCAUACAUCUCACGUUCUUAUUGAGAAUUAACAGUUGUUUAGCUCUAGAUAAUUUUUCAUUUGAAGUCGCCAUUAUGGUGAUUAGUGUUUGCUUUAGUUGAACUCUUGACGCUUAACUUUUUUAUUUUUGUCUUCUCUGGCUGCUGUAACAGUGUGUUUGUAAAACAUGUUUGCAAUAGCAAAGAAAGUCAAGACAAAAUGAGAUCAGAUGAUGUUUGCUAUUAAGUAUUUCUGAUAAUAUAAUCAUCAUAAAGUGGUCUAAUUCACUGAUAAUUGUCACACGCUCACAUCACAUGGACUUUCAGUUAGUUUGUUUUCAUUAGUCACAUUUGCUCCUUUGUUUUAUUUUCCCGUGCUGUGCCAUGUUUUGUUGAAGCGUUUUUGUUUGUAUUUUUGUGACUACUUGUUUUUGGUUUUAUUUCAGCACAAUGGAUCACUUCGCAGCAGUUAAACUGCUGUGCCUUGAGCAGAAGGACCGCUCCCUCGAGGCACAUUUGGAAGAAUUUUCUCAGCCUCGUACCAGCUACAACUUUCUGGACAACUGCCUCUGCAGCUUCCUGUAUGCCAGCCUCAACACCACCACCAAGGAGCAGCUGCCCGGGGAAGGCCCUCGAGGGAGCUUCGCCAGAUACGAAGAGUGGGUGCUGGUGUCAUGUGAUUCGCCGCUCACAGUGGACAUCAUCGACGACGAUGACGCCAGCCCCACUAGCUACCCAGUGCCCAGCCAACAACACCCAGACUGCAGGGAUCGGCAGCCCGAGCUCACCGCAGGCAACGAGAGCCACUCCGCCACGACAUACGAGCCAAGGCACACAAGAGCGACUGAGCUGAACAUCGCCACGGAGCCUGAGCAACGCGUGCCUGACCAGGUGUGUGAGCCAGCAGCUUCAUCCAUCGCUGAGGGAGUCCUUGUGGAGUAUGAAGGGAUUGAAACGCCCCCCACCCCCGCCACUGAGAGUGAGUGUUCGGCUACCGCUCUGGAGAAAUUUUUUGAUUUUGGAAUGGUUGAUUUUCUAUCCCCUCUGUUACUGCCUGAAUCUGUCUGCCAUGUCCUGAACCUGCUGGUCCCGCCCAGCCUCCCUCACCCACCACCUCUCCAGAAUGCUAUGGAUAUUGUUUUAUUUUUUAUUUGAUUUUGUUCUCCUUUCCAGUCCUCAGCUAAUCUUGCCACCCAGUCAUCGCUACCUCCCAUCAGUCCCUCAGCGCCUCCUCUCAGUGGUAAGUCUACACCUCAAGCCCGCUGGGAGCCAUCUCUUCCUGGCUGUGGGAAGCCUGUGGCUCCGUCUCUGCCUCUGCACGCUCCACUCCUCCUCGACCCGUCGCCCUGGCUCCUGCGUCUGCGCUCCUUCCUACCUCGAUGUCGGCAGUGACCAUCAAGCGUUCAGCCUCGCCGGGCUCCCUCAGUAUGUCGGCUCCACCUGGGUUGGGUAUCACUACACCUACGCUGCGGACUUGCAGGCCGGUCAUUGCUCUCCGGCCCUCCACCCCUUCAGCUUUGGCCAGCUCCUCCCUCCCUCAGGCUCCGCCUCUGCCUUUGGUCGCUCCAGCUCGACUUCAGCCCUCUGGAUCCUAUCUCGGGUGGUUGUCACUGCGGCUAUGUCGUGGCCGCCUAGAUCUUCGGAGUCCCUUCGCUACAUCGGCCAUCGGCCUUCCUCCACGUCAUCGUUGCCUCCGGUCGUCCCCAUGGUGGCAUCAGUAACUACAUCAACAAGUCUCCUCCCUCCUGCGACGCCGCCAUGGGGCGCAGUCUCUGCUGUGGCCUGGGUCAGCAACUAUCUUCCUCUGCUCAAGGCUCAACCUGGACUCAAGCCGUCCACCUCCAGAACCGCCUCCUCCAUCAUUUGCCCAUUUCAUCAUCUCUUCAUCCUCACCUCCUCUCUACGACGCUCCUUCCGGGAGGGGGCGUUCUGUCACACGCUCACACCACAUGGACUUUCAGUUAGUUUGUUUUCAUUAGUCACAUGUGGUCCUCUGUUCUUUUUUCCCCUCCACAAUCAGUCACCAUGGACACUGCACUAAUCAUCACAGCUGUUUGUCAUUUGAGUUAAUCAUCUGUUUAUAUAAGUUCAGUUCUGUUGGUGUGUCUAUGUCUGGUUGUGUUGCUUGCUUCUCUGUUGGAUCGUACUUGUUUGGAUUAUUAAAGUUAACCUGUUUAUACUCAUCUUCAUCUUUGUCUGUAUUUACACAACCAGCGAGUUACAAUAAUGAGAACUUUUGUAGACAUAUGAGAGAAAUAAAAUCAAACUGGUUUGUA